This is a messenger RNA of Pseudocercospora fijiensis CIRAD86, 1653 nucleotides long. RefSeq lists its product as uncharacterized. Gene Ontology annotation, molecular function: 1-alkyl-2-acetylglycerophosphocholine esterase activity. The record is from RefSeq and is a predicted model, not a curated record. The annotation marks the transcript as partial. The transcript is spliced from 2 exons. Lineage: Eukaryota; Fungi; Ascomycota; Dothideomycetes; Mycosphaerellales; Mycosphaerellaceae.
GCGCUGCCAACAUACACUGGUCCAUAUCCCGUUGGAACGAUGGAAAUCGAGGUGCCUGCCUCUGCACCACAGACUUUCAGCCACAUCACGCGCAAUAAACGACAUAUAUUGCAGCUGGAGACUGUCUUAAUGACUAUCUACUAUCCGGCAUCAACCGAUCAAGAGGACAAGCUUCCAAAGCGAGGGUCGCGGUUCUCAAGGGAACUCUGGCUUGGAAGACCACGAUUAGGCAUCGCCGAAGGAUAUGGCCGGUUUGCAGGGAUUGGGCUUCUUGGUAUUCCCAUCUUUUGUACGACUAUGUUCACAAAGCUUCCGGCAUUUCGCAAUGCGCCUCUCGCCCACUACUGGACUCCUCCGGCAGAUACUAAGACAGAGGGUCUGAAAGCCAAACGCGAAUAUGGACCUGCGCCGCCCGGAGCCCCAGAUACCCCAUCUUUCCCUUUGAUACUUUUCAGUCAUGGUCUCGGAGGGACUCGAACGAUGUACUCGUCGGUGUGCGGUGAGUUCGCUAGCUAUGGCUUCGUUGUGGUUGCCGUAGAGCAUCGCGAUGGAAGCGGUCCUCGUACUUACAUCAACCAUGCCAAGCACGGCGAAGGCACUGCUACAGAUCUGGAGAGACGCGGCGGAGUUGACCAUCAUCAACGGGAGAAGAAGCAAGGCUACGGCAUCGUGAAUUACAUCUUUCCGAAAGACAACCCUAUGGAUACCUCUCCAAACAAUGACAAAGGUGUAGACACUGAGCUUCGCAAAGCCCAAAUCGACCUUCGCAUGGCUGAGUUAGAGGAAGCAUAUAGUGUGAUGAGUGAGCUGGUAAUUGGUAACGGCAAAAUGAUCGCGGAUCGCAAUUUGCGAAAGAAAGGCUACAUCGGUUCAAGUCGGCAUGGCCUAGAAAGCAUUGACUGGUCCAGCUGGAAAGGCCGUGUGCGAACGGAUCACGUAACGAUAUGCGGCCAUAGCUUUGGCGCUGCAACAGCCACCGAGAUUCUUCGACGAAACGAUCGAUUCGACUAUGUCUCGCAAGGCAUCAUCUAUGAUAUCUGGGGUGCCGGAACCAAGCCGCCCAAUGACAAUGAGCCUGAGCAUCGAAUUCAUGCGCCUAUCAUUGCUAUCAACAGCGAGGCCUUCACCUACUGGCCCUCGAAUUUCCAGCUUGUUGAAUCCUUGGUGAAAGAAGCUCAAAGCGAGCCGUUUGCAUCACCUGCAUGGCUAAUGACGAUUCGAGGGACUGUCCACAUCUCUCAAUCUGACUUUUCCCUGCUGUACCCGCAUAUCUCAAGCAUCUUCUUAAAAAUGGUAGCCAAUCCACGAAGAGCUCUAGAUCUCAAUAUCAAUGCUUCUCUAGAGUUCCUGGACCAAACACUACCCGAGGAUCUGGCCAUUGUGAAUCGAGCAUACAAAAAUGAGAGUCUACUCGAAGCUGAGCUCAGCCCGCUAGAGAAGAUCCCAACCAUUGAAAUGCAUAGGCCAAAGGAGAAGUACAUUGCUGCGCGCUUGAAGAUCCGCCACGAAUGGGUGUACAGGAUUUCUCCGAAGCUGUUUCGAGCGCUGAAACGCAAGGAGGCUAAGAGACAUGGUCGUUCACCACAGUUGGGUGAUGAAAUAUGGCUGCACUGCAAGCCCAGCAAAGCAAUUGUCGAGGACUAUCUUCGGAGA